Messenger RNA from Daucus carota subsp. sativus, 3543 nucleotides. Its product is annotated as lysine-specific demethylase JMJ18. Gene Ontology annotation, molecular function: histone H3K4me/H3K4me2/H3K4me3 demethylase activity. Lineage: Eukaryota; Viridiplantae; Streptophyta; Magnoliopsida; Apiales; Apiaceae. Bases 278 to 3286 code for a protein of 1002 amino acids. The transcript is spliced from 12 exons. The record is from RefSeq and is a predicted model, not a curated record. Gene Ontology annotation, biological process: chromatin remodeling; regulation of gene expression. Gene Ontology annotation, cellular component: nucleus; chromatin.
CUCAAAUUUACUUAAUCCAGCUUUUUAUUUCAAUUUCGAUACUCUGUGGCCUUGCAAGAAUUAUAUUCUUUCAAACUUUUGUGAAUUUGGGCCUGUUCUUGAAUUGGGUGGCUCAGUAAAAAGGUUUUGCUUUUAUAUAUAAAUCAUCUCUUCUGUUUUUCAUAUCAAACAGUUCAGAGUGGCCGCAGAUUGUUUCUUGCAAGAGAUCAGAACUAACAGUAUUCUUUAGCUAGAGCAAUCCGCAUUGCAUGCAGAUUUCCUCCAUAAAGAGUUGAUCAUGGAUGCAACCAUCAAUCGAAACUGUGAACGGGAAGUUGAGUGCGAAAAGAACAUCAAGGUAUCUGCUAGAUGGAAUCCUGCUGACCCUUGUAGGCCAACUAUGGAUGCCGCGCCUGUAUUUUAUCCAACUUGUGAGGAAUUUCAGGAUACCCUUGGUUACAUAGCUAAGAUACGGCCAGUGGCUGAAGGAUUUGGUAUUUGUAAGAUUGUACCACCUUCUUCCUGGAAGCCACCAUGUCCUCUUAAAGAGAAGAGUAUAUGGGAAAAUGCUAAAUUCCCAACUCGAAUCCAGCAAGUGGAUUUGCUUCAAAAUAGGGAGCCAAUGAGGAAAAAAAGAGGUCGUAAGCGUAAACGACAAAGAAAUUCAAAGAUUGACAACAUAAGGGAAUCCCCUGGCAUUGAUGAUCCUAGCAUAGAUGAUUUGAUCGACACAGAAGAGAAAUUUGGUUUUCAAACUGGAUCAGAUUUCACUUUUCAGGAUUUUCAAAAACUUGCGCAUAACUUUAAAGAGUGUUAUUUUGGGAUCAGGGAUACAAUGCUGAAAGAUACUGCUGGUCAGAGUCCCAAUGGGCAAACGAAAAGAUGGGAACCCUCAAUUGAAGAUAUCGAAGGCGAAUACUGGCGUAUCAUUGAAAAGCCAACGGAUGAAGUUGAGGUAUACUAUGGAGCUGAUAUAGAAACCGCAGUAUUUGGGAGUGGUUUUCCGAAAAAGUCACCAUCGCUAACUGAAAACAUAUCAGAUACAUAUGUGUCUUCAGGUUGGAAUUUGAAUAACUUUCCCCGCCUUCCAGGUUCGGUUCUUUGUUUUGAAGAAAGUGAUAUCUCCGGAGUUAUGGUGCCGUGGCUUUAUGUAGGAAUGUGCUUUUCAUCAUUUUGCUGGCAUGUGGAAGAUCACCACUUGUAUUCCUUAAAUUAUCUACACUGGGGCGAUCCUAAAGUCUGGUAUGGCGUCCCGGGAACACAUGCUUCUGAUCUGGAGGCUGCAAUGAGAAAGCAUCUUCCAGAUUUAUUCGAUGAACAACCUGGUUUGCUUCAUGAACUGGUUACUCAGAUGUCUCCAUCAAUUUUAAUGUCCGAGGGUGUGCCAGUGCAUCGAGUUGUACAGCAUUCUGGGGAGUUUGUUCUUACAUUUCCAAGAGCAUAUCACUCCGGAUUCAAUUGUGGCUUCAACUGCGCUGAAGCUGUGAAUGUUGCUCCUAUUGAUUGGCUACAGCAUGGGCAAAGUGCAGUAGAGGCGUAUAGCGAGCAACACCGAAAAACAUCACUUUCUCAUGACAAACUGCUAUUUGAAUCAGCCAGGGAAGCUAUUCGAGCAUUAUGGGAACUGUCAAUAAUGAACACUGAAAAUCCGAAGAAUAUGAGGUGGAAAAGCGUGUGUGGGAAGGACGGACUGCUGACCAAGGCAAUCAAGGCAAGGGUUGAGGCAGAAAAGAAAAGGAUUGAGCAUCUUCCGCUCCAUUUAAAGCCUCAAAAGAUGGAAAAAGACUUUGAUUUAACAUGUGAGAGAGAAUGCUUUUCAUGUUUCUAUGACUUACACAUGUCUGUUGCUUGCUGCAAAUGCUCACCGGAUCAGUUUGCCUGUCUUAGACAUGCAACCAUUUUAUGCUCUUGUGAAAAGAAUGAUGUAUUUGUCGUUGUCCGAUAUACAAUGGAUGAAUUGAGCACAUUAAUCAAAGCGUUGGAAGAUGAAGCGGGUGCCUUAAAAGCAUGGCCAUCAGUAGAUGAAGGAUUGGUUUGCAUAAAUUGUGAAGACAGUAUUUCUGGCAUUAGCUCUGCCAAGCAAAAUGAUGAUCCAGCAAAAUUUCCUAAAAGAGACGAAACUUUGCAGGAAGACACUGCUGAUGGAUGUAUGUCUCAAGUAGUGACUAAUAAGCUAAAAGAGGAUGUUGUUGGCAAGAGCAAUGAUACUAUGACAAUCAAUCAAAGUUACACUGUUAUAUCUGCUGUAGUAGAAAGGAUGCUGAAUCACAAAUCGGAUGUCUGUUAUGAUAAUAUGAUGGCAAAUGAAGGCGAUGCUUGUAACAACGUUAUACGAGAAGCUUUUCACAAGGCAGAUUCAAGGCAAAAGCUAGAUUCCCUGCAGCUUGGUGGUUGUCCUGGUUCUUCUGUUUCAUAUGUUCUCCCGAAAAAUGUGUGUCCUUCCCCUUCAAUGGAUGUUGCAGAUCGUGGUGCUUCUAAUAAUGAUUUGACUUUUGGGUGCAUGUCAAGCAAUGAGGUUGUUGACCAAUUGGGUAUAAAGGACACUCACUCAGUCAGAAAUGGUUCAUUACAGAAGUUUAGUUUUGAUGUUCAUCCUAUAAAUAUUGGAAAUGCAGUUUCUGGAAGGCUUUGGUGCAAUAAGCAGGUGAUAUAUCCAAAAGGAUUUAAAAGUUAUGUGAAGUUCUUUAAUGUGCUGAAUCCAACACAAAUAAGUGGGUACAUAUCAGAAGUCGUAGAUGGUGGCCUUAUUGGUCCUUUAUUUAAGGUUACAUUAGAAGAGUCUCCAAGUAAGAGCUUCGUAGAUACUUCGGCACAAAAGUGCUGGGAAAUGGUGAUAGACGAACUUAACCAAGAACUUUCAAGGUGCCAAAGCAUAGGGAAAGCAGUAUUUCCCUCUCUUGAUCCCCAAAGCAUCAAUGGACUUGCAAUGUUUGGGUUUCUCUCUCCGCACAUCAUUAAGGAAAUUGAGGCUCUUGAUCCAAACCAUCACUGCUCGGAGUACUGGAACUACAAGCUUCCGAUGAAAGAGAAACUUACCGAUAACACUUAUGAACUGCCAGAUGCUAAGAAAUUCAAUUACCAUACUGGAUCAAAUUUAUCUGGAGGAAAUACAACACCACUAACAAAUACAGAAAUCAGCAUAGGAGGGCAGGCUCAUUCGAUAAAUAAGGAGUGUAUGCCUGUGUUAGAACGUUUGAUGCAGAACGCCAAUCCUGAAGAACUGAAUAUAGUGCAGAGAGUAUUUUGCGUGGAUUCGCAGACCGCUGAAUGGAAAGCAGCACUUGCCAAAUUGAACGAGGAGGUCUAAAGAAAUUAUAGUUAAAAUAUAGUCGGGUCUUAUUAUACCAAAAAGUUAUAGCAUCUUUUUUCUCUCAUAGGCUUCAUUCUUUCAUAUUGUUCAUGAAGGAGAUCUGAGCUUGAGCUGCACAGAUGCUGCUCAUGAUGUAGACUUAGAUUCAGAUUUAGAAUCAAUUUUGUUUUGUAUUGUUGUUCAUGGAUCACAGAUUAGACUUUCUGAAUUUCAGAUUUCUUAGAUUUUAUAAAAUACAUGGAUUUUUGGUAAUA